CCCCGUGCCACACGAGCAGCGCGAGCUCGUGUUGAUCUAAUGCAGGAUUCACCGGGGACCGUGUGUGGAUAGCGCGAUAUGUUCUUCUGAACGCAGGCGCUCACAUAUUCUGCCAUUAAGCGGCACUUUUUGGAGAUCCGCUCCGUGUUAUUCGGAUGCUCGGUUCAGUGAGCGUCUCGCAAAGAGCCCGCAUCACUCUGAGGAAGGGAAGAGACUCGAUGAAUCACAAGUGAAGAACGAGAAACCACAGAGAGGCCUCCAUACCUUCGUGAUUGAAUGUGAGUUGACUUUGACCGUACCAAAGUGAAGAUGAAGUUGCUAUGGAAACUGCUGGUUCUGCAGCCAUUCCUGGGGUGCCUUGCAGGCAACACACUGCAGAGCCCCGUGUUCACGAAGCAGCCAGGCAGCAUUGUGUUUCCAGUAGACACCAUGGAGAAGAACAAGGAGGUGGUUUUUAGCUGUGAGGCGCAAGGUGACCCUCCUCCUUUUUACAGGUGGAAGCUAAAUGGCAGUCUGCUCAACUUUAAACCCGGCUCUCAUCACAGCCUCUCUGGAGGCAACCUUCGCAUCAACCAUCUCAAUAAAGAGGACGCUGGGACGUACCAGUGCCUUGCUUCCAACUCCCUCGGGACUAUUGUCAGCAGGGAGGCCAGCCUAACCUUUGCCUAUUUGGAAAACUUCAGAUCCCACAAGCGGAGUUCUGUGUCGGUCCGGGAAGGACAAGGAGUGGUGCUUCUCUGUGGGCCGCCCCCUCAUUUUGGAGCUUUGACGUUCUCCUGGAUUUUUAAUGAGUACCCGUCAUUUGUGAAGCAAGAUUUUCGUCGAUUCGUGUCCCAGGAGACAGGGAAUCUAUACAUCGCUAAAGUUGAGCCAUCUGAUGUGGGCAACUACACCUGUGUCGUGACCAAUACUGUCACCAAGACACGCGUCCAAGGCCCGCCUACUCCUCUGAUACUGCGCAACGACGGUGUUAUGGGAGAAUAUGAGCCAAAGAUUGAAGUGCAGUUUCCAGAGAUCGUUCAAGUGGCCAAAGGUUCAACUGUGCGUCUGGAGUGUUUUGCACUGGGGAAUCCAGUACCUUCCAUAAGCUGGCAUCGGGUGGACGGAGUCCCAUUCGCCCGUAAAGUGGAUGUAAGAAAAACCAGUGGCGUGAUGGAAAUCCCUUACUUCCAGCAAGAAGAUGCGGGCACGUAUGAAUGUAUGGCAGAGAACUCGAAAGGAAGAAACUCUGUGCAGGGAAAGCUGUCUUUCUUUGCCUCCCCCCAGCUAAUUGAAAAGCCCCAGGAUGUGCAGAAGGCCAUUGAUGACUCUCUGGUGUGGGAAUGCAAGGCCACAGGGAAACCCAAACCCUCAUACAGGUGGAUGAAAAAUGGAGAGAACCUGGAGCCCACUGAGGAGAGGGUGCAGGUCAUUAAUGGCGCCCUGUCCAUCACUCGCCUGGCGCUCUCCGAUAUUGGAAUGUACCAGUGUGUGGCUGGGAACAAGUAUGGAGAAGUGUACUCCAAUGCUGAACUCAGAGUUAUCGCUGUUGCUCCUGAUUUCUUCCAAAAUCAGCUGAAGAGCCACACUUUAGUCAAAGAAGGCGGCGAUGUUCUCAUUGAAUGCAAGCCCAAGAUGUCUCCUCGAGGCACGAUCUCCUGGCGCAAAGGCAACGACGCCCUCCGAGAAAGCAGCAGAAUUGCUAUACUGGAUAGUGGAAGCCUUCGGAUAUCCAACACCACCAAAGCGGAUGCUGGCAUGUACACAUGUGCUGCCCAUAACCAGUUUGGGGAGGCCAGCAGCUCAGGGAACCUGCUUGUUAAAGAGCCAACUAUCAUUACAACUGCUCCGAACACGCUGGACGUGACCGUUGGUGAGAGCAUCAUUCUUCCCUGCCAGGUGUCCUACGAUCCCUCGUUGGAGCUCAAGUUCACCUGGUUUUUCAAUGAGCAGCUCAUCCACUUCGGCAGCCAUGGAGGAUACUUUGAAAAAGUUGGCGGACAGCACUCGGCAGGUGACAUCAUGAUCCGGAACAUUCAGCUGAGGCAUGCUGGGAAGUACACGUGUGCAGUGCAGACCAAGGUGGACAGCAGCUCCAUCGCAACAGACCUGAUUGUCAGAGGUCCCCCCGGCCCCCCUACCAGCAUCCAUGUGGAUGAAGUCACAGAUACCACUGCCACUCUCUCCUGGAGGCCUGGUCCUGAUAAUCACAGUCCAAUUACUGCCUACACCAUCCAGGCUAGAACCCCUUUCUCCCUCGGCUGGCAAGCUGUUAGCACAGUGCCAAAGGUGGUCGGGGGCUCACAUCUGACUGCUACAGUCAUCGAGCUUAACCCCUGGGUGGAGUAUGAGUUCAGAGUGUUGGCAAGGAAUGCAGUGGGCACAGGAGAGCCCAGCAAACCCUCGAAGAAAGCCAGGACUAAAGAAACAGUUCCCAAGGUCACCCCAGCCAACGUGAGCGGAGGAGGUGGCAGUCGAUCAGAGUUAGUCAUCACUUGGGAGCCCGUUCCUGAAGAGCUGCAGAACGGAGCAGGGUUUGGCUACGUGGUUGCUUUCCGGCCCUUUGGUGCCACCGGGUGGAUGCAGGCGGCAGUUCCCUCUCCUGAAGCCUCCAAAUACGUCUUCAAAAACGAGACCAUUUUACCCUUUUCUCCAUUCCAAGUCAAAGUGGGCGUGUACAAUAACAAGGGGGAAGGACCUUUUGGACCCGUGGUUACCAUUUACUCUGCUGAGGAGGAGCCUGGAAGGGCACCCAGUCGACUCAGAGCCAAGAGUCUUUCAGCAUUUGAUGUUGAGGUAUAUUGGAAAGCCCUUCCCUGGAGCACAAGCAAGAAACGUGUUCUCGGCUAUGAGUUGAGAUACUGGGAGAAGAAUGAGAAAGAAGACACAGCUAGUUUGCUAAGGACAGUAGGAAACCGGACGGUGGCCAUUAUUCAAGGGUUAAAAGGAUGUACCACCUAUUAUAUAACGGUGAGAGCCUACAACACAGCAGGAACAGGACCACCAAGUCCAGCGGUCAACGUUACCACCAAAAAGCCUCCCCCUAGCCAGCCGCCGUCAAAAGUCAUGUGGAAUACAUCAAACUCCAAAAUCAUUCUGAACUGGGAACAGGUGAAACCUCUGGAAAAUGAAUCUGAGGUCAUGGGAUACAAGGUACUGUAUAAGCGGAACCAAUUCAGCAGGCCCAGCAUUAUGGAGACCAACACCACCUCAGUGGAGCUGUCGCUACCUACCGAUGAGGAGUACAUCAUCCAGAUCAGGUCUUUUGGAGAAGGAGGGGAAGGCAGCAGCAGCCGACAGAUCACCAUUCCCAAAAUAUCAGGUCCCAAUGCCAUCGGCUCGGCGUCCAGUGUGUCCACUCUCUCUGCCCUCAGUACAAUAGCUCUCUCCCUCACAGCUCGCACAUCUUUAUGACAGAACACAGCGCGGGCCGCUGACUUCAGACGAAACGCUCUUCCUCUAGAGAAGACUGAGAAAAGUGACUCAGACAGAUCGAUGAAAACUCGUUCAUACAAACCAGAGGACCUACGUGAACGAUAAUACUGGGAUAAAUAGAAAAAAAAACUUUUUUUAAACGAGUGUGUGGUUUGUUAGCCAAUUCAAAAAAGAUUGAAGGCUGAUGGGAUUGAAUUUGAUGUUACCAAAGCAGCUUAAAGAAAAAAAUAAAUACCAAAAAACAAACUUUGAGGAAAAUGUCACAUGCCUCUUUUGUAUGUAAGACAUACUUAGCUUUUUACUUUUUUGUUUGAUCCAGUUGGUCUGUCUGUUCCUAUUAGAGUACGCCAGGUGUGUAGGAACCGCUUUAGAUGCAUGUCAUGUACAAUGUUUUGUAAGAAAAUGCAAGUGUCUGGAACAUAAUCAUUUAGAGCAAGACAUAUUUGGCUGAAAACCAACUAAUCAUCAUAACACGAGGUGAUGGUCCUCUGUGGGUCACAUGUACUUACCAAGCUAAGAAUCUCCAAGGACGUCUUACUGUUUACGACGCGGGAAAACUUGCACUGAAAUCACGUCUGGAAGAAAGUGAACAACAACAAAAAAUAUCAUCCUGACCAGAAACUGGAGAGAAUGCUGCUACAAGGCCAAGUCGGACGUCUCCUGAAGGCCGCACAUUGGCGUCUUUGUCACCUCUCUCUGCACUGGUCAGAAGCAAACAGACACCAGGCGUUGAUCUUGGCCGUCUAUUUUUAUUUAUUUAUUUCAUCAUCUUACGCUUAUCUGUUUGUGUGUCGCGUCUAGAGCUCUUCUUUGCCUUUUGUGUGCCUCAUUGUGUGUUUUUGAAAUCCUCAGGUCCUCAGAAAAGCCUUAAUACAUAUUUCUUAGCGUUACCUACUUAGAUAAGUGCUGGACGCCAGGGCUGUGAGUGGUUAGUCAAGCGGGAUGCUGGGGUUUGUGUAGUUGGUGCGAUUUUAUUGCAUCCGUGUUCCAUAUUAUAACAGCCGUACGCUGUUCCUCAUUGUUUCAAGGCAAUACGGUGUGUGUGCGCGUGUGUGACCUCUGCUAAUGUAGGGGCUACGAGCUCUGCAUUUUUUUUAAAUGCCACGUGGGAUUGGUGCGAUGAAAGUAGCUUGUCAUUUCUUGAGAUGCAAAUAGACGUACUGCUUAAAGGGACAUGUGGAGCUCUGAGACUGAGUGAGAACCAAUGUAUAUGUAAGUUAAAUGCUUUUUUGUAUACUCCAGAUAAUUUAUAUUUAAGUGGACGACAUUGAAGUUUCCUACAAAACUCAUCUCGGUUUUUAUCUAACAGAAUAUACGUUUCUUAGCUUAGCGGGACUCUGCAUGUGGAUGUAUUCAUUCCAUUCUUGAUUCAUUAGGUACUAACCGAUGAACUUUUGACGAAAGGAUACAACUACAGUCAUCCAUUUCUGAAGAGUUGUGUAUCUGUGUGUCUGUCAUAGCCAGAACGCUCUUUCUCUAAGAACUCCAUUUAUUAUACCGUUAUAACUUUUUCCUCCAAGGUUCUCUGUUUAUACUGGAUCACAAAAUAAAUGACAUUUAUAAAAAUGAUCACACACGUUUUGAUUGGGUGCAUUAUAAGAGUUUUGUCAUUUGCUCACAUCAUUCCAAACCUAUACCACCAUUGUGUAGCUUCAUAAAGUACAUGUAAAAAAAAUUAAAAGGUAUCCAUAUUACAUGUGCGCUGUUUGUAUAAACAAUGUACACUAAAUCAUGAUCGUCUGUGAUCUGAGAAAAAAAGAAAAAAGUUUUAAUUAUCAUUUUAAUAUUCAGUUGCAGCAUUGUUUUAAGUAAUAAGGUCAAAAUUGUGAGAUAUACAUUUCCUGUUUUCCUCUGUAACCAUUUACGAAGUUGGCAAGUGUGUUCCAGC
Messenger RNA from Carassius auratus (goldfish), 5302 nucleotides. RefSeq names its product contactin-4. Gene Ontology annotation, cellular component: plasma membrane; axon. Gene Ontology annotation, molecular function: cell-cell adhesion mediator activity. Bases 310 to 3393 code for a protein of 1027 amino acids. The record is from RefSeq and is a predicted model, not a curated record. Gene Ontology annotation, biological process: cell-cell adhesion; axon guidance; brain development. NCBI's taxonomy places the organism in Eukaryota, Metazoa, Chordata, Actinopteri, Cypriniformes, Cyprinidae. The transcript has 23 exons.